Melanaphis sacchari is the source of this 1310-nucleotide messenger RNA. Its product is annotated as eukaryotic translation initiation factor 4H-like. The record is from RefSeq and is a predicted model, not a curated record. Lineage: Eukaryota; Metazoa; Arthropoda; Insecta; Hemiptera; Aphididae. The transcript is spliced from 6 exons. Bases 290 to 1078 code for a protein of 262 amino acids. Gene Ontology annotation, molecular function: RNA binding.
AUUAUUAUUGCGUUGGGACCGUGUGCUAUUGCUGAAACUUGUAAGCGGGCGAUACCACUCGCUACUACGAAAGUACGAAUUCUCGUUCGUUACUCAAUACUCAAUAGUUUCUACUACUGGUGGUGGAUUUCAACGUUAACUCAUACAUUCUGCAGGCCGCUUGUCUGCUGUUUUUUUUUUGUUGUCUACGAGACGUACGGUCAUCAAAUCGCCGGCGCCCAGUUGUGUCAGUGUGUGACAUCGCGUUUGUUUGAUAUUUUUCUACCGCUCCAAACCGUACCGCGUGAUCAUGGCCGGCAGGAGUGCAUUCAGUGACUUCGACAGCAGCAGUUUCAACAAACCAUUACCCAGUAGUCCACCAUAUGUGGCUUAUCUGGGAAAUCUACCGCAAAGAAUAACACAAGGAGAUCUUGAAGAUCUAUUUAUUCAAAAUAAUUUGCAAAUUAGAAGUGUGCGAUUGGUUCAUGAUAAAGAGACUGAUAUAUUCAAAGGUUUUGGCUAUGUUGAAUUUGUCACUUUAGAACAGCUGAAAGAUGCUCUUCAAAUGGACGUCUUUAUUGAAGGACAAAAAAUCAAAAUAGAUGUUGCAUCUGGAAAACGAAAUGAAAGAGCAGGUUUUGAUAGAGGCGGAAGAGGUGGUAGAGGUGGUCCUCAAGGAAGUUUUAACCCUGGAAUGCGCAGUAGGUCUGAUGAUUUUACUCAAAAUGCAGGUUUUUCUGGUGGUAAUUUCCGUCAUCAAAAUGGUGGUGGAAUGGGUGGACGAGGUAAUUUCAUGGAACAGUCUGGAGGAGGCAUGCACAGGUAUCCAGACAGUGGUUCACGAGACUUUAAUCGACAAGGAAGUGGUUCACAAUUUCCAGGAGGAAGUCGUAGUGAGCGUAGACCAGAUUUUGAAAGUUUACCACCACCACCAAAUGAUCCUGGUAGGCCUAAAUUACAAUUGCAACCAAGGACCAUAAAAGAACCAUUGAAUCAAUUGGCAAAUUCUACUCAACAUUCUAGUAUAUUUGGAGGAGCAAAACCUCGUGAAGAGAAAUCACUUCCUGACGUUGUGAAGAAAACCUCACCAUCACAUUAAUACAAAUAUAAUUAUUUUGUGCCAGAUAACAUUCUAAUGGACAUUGCUUUACUGUUUACAAGAACUUGUGGUUUUUUUUUUUACAUUUUAUCAUUUUUAUACAUACCUAUAGCAAACAAAAAGGUUUUAUGUGUAUGUUGGCAAUAAGUUUAUUACCUUCACAUAAAUUGUUGUAAUGUUCAUAAGCAAAACUUUUGUGCUCUUUGAGCAUAACGUUCACUAAAGUAUGUAU